Equus quagga is the source of this 1295-nucleotide messenger RNA. RefSeq names its product dystrobrevin binding protein 1 (gene DTNBP1). Gene Ontology annotation, biological process: neuron projection development; regulation of synaptic vesicle exocytosis; negative regulation of protein kinase activity. Lineage: Eukaryota; Metazoa; Chordata; Mammalia; Perissodactyla; Equidae. The coding region runs from base 103 to 1131 and encodes 342 amino acids. The record is from RefSeq and is a predicted model, not a curated record. Gene Ontology annotation, cellular component: plasma membrane; BLOC-1 complex; cytoplasm. The transcript has 10 exons.
ACGCGGAAGGGGCUGCGGCGCGGGGGCGCGGGCCGAGCCGGGGGCGGGGCCGGGCGCGAGUGUGAGGGGCGCGCGGGUGACAGGUGCGGGGGCGCGGCCGCGAUGCUGGAGACCCUGCGCGAGCGGCUGCUGAGCGUGCAGCAGGAUUUCACCUCCGGGCUGAAGAAUUUAAGUGACAAGUCAAGAGAAGCCAAAGUAAAAAGCAAACCCAGGACCGUUCCAUAUUUGCCAAAGUACUCUGCUGGGCUAGAAUUACUUAGCAGGUAUGAAGAUACAUGGGCUGCACUUCACAAAAGAGCCAAGGAAUGUGCCAGUGCUGGAGAGCUGGUGGACAGCGAGGUGGUUAUGCUUUCAGCACACUGGGAGAAGAAGAGGACGAGCCUCAUCGAGUUACAGGAGCAGCUGCAGCAGCUUCCAGGUUUAAUAGCGGAUUUAGAAGCCAUGACAGCAAAUCUGACUCAUUUAGAGGCUAGUUUUGAGGAGGUAGAAAACCACCUGCUGAAUCUGGAGGAUUUGUGUGGACAGUGUGACUUAGAAAGAUACAAACACAUGCAGUGCCAACACCUGGAAAAUUACAAGAAAAAUAAGAGGAAGGAACUUGAAACCUUCAAAGCUGAACUCGAUGCAGAGCACACCCAGAAGGUCCUGGAGAUGGAGCACACCCAGCAGCUGAAGCUGAAGGAACGGCAGAAGUUCUUUGAGGAAGCCUUCCAGCAGGACAUGGAGCAGUACCUGUCCGCAGGUUACCUGCAGAUCGCGGAGAGGCGAGAGCCCAUGGGCAGCAUGUCAUCCAUGGAAGUGAAUAUUGACCUGCUGGAGCAGAUGGAUCUGAUGGAUGUGUCUGACCAGGAGGCCCUGGAUGUCUUUUUGAAUUCAGGUGGAGAAGAUAACACUGUGCUGUCCCCUGUCUUAGGGCCUGAGUCGAGUAUCGGCCAGAGUGAAGUUACGCUGCAGGUUCCAGAUCCCUCUGAGUUCCGAGCUAAGCUGCCUACCCUGUCCUCUGCCAGCCCUGACCCAGCCACCCAGGACCCCAGCGAAGGUGGGGAGUCCCCCGUUGUUCAGUCUGACGAGGAGGGAGUCGAGGUGGACACUGCCCUCGCCACUUUACACACUGAUGACAGUGACUCCUAAAUCCGGGCGCUUGCGUUCUCUGACCACCUGAGGAAGACGCAGCUCAUGCAGAAUCCCACUGUGAAAGCUGGGGGUCUCAUGGAGGCGCUUGAUUUUGACACGUGCGAAUAAUGUGUGCGAAACGGACUGAAAGAGCAGGUGACAAUAAAGCUUGAGGCUUGGAA